Molecule: messenger RNA, 1755 nt
Organism: Venustampulla echinocandica
Lineage: Eukaryota; Fungi; Ascomycota; Leotiomycetes; Helotiales; Pleuroascaceae
Exons: 5
Coding region: 1-1755 (584 amino acids)
Biological process (GO): transmembrane transport
Molecular function (GO): transmembrane transporter activity
Source: RefSeq, a predicted model, not a curated record
AUGUCUUCCGCCAAAGAAUCGCCAGAGGCACUGUCUCAUAUCGACGUGGAGAAAACGGGCGCAACCGCAACCUCCUCCACAGAAGAUGAACCCCAAUAUCCAGGUUGGCGCAAGCUUACCCUGAUCAUGGCAGCACUCUACCUUGCCAUGUUCCUUGUAGCACUUGACCGGACGAUCAUUGGGACAGCUAUUCCCAAGAUCACAGAUGAUUUCCACAGCAUUAAUGAUGUGGGUUGGUAUGCAAGUUCGUACCUGAUCACGCUCUGCGCGUUCCAACUUAUAUAUGGACGUAUCUAUACCUUCUAUUCAGCGAAAUGGGUUUUGCUCUCAUCGAUAUUGAUUUUUGAAGUUGGAUCUGCUGUAUGUGGAGCAGCUCCAAGCUCCGUGGCGUUCAUUAUUGGCCGAGCUGUUGCUGGCUUGGGGUCCGCUGGGAUAUUCAGCGGGUGCGUUAUUACAAUGGUCAUCUCGAUCCCGCUUCACAGACGGCCCAUGUUCCAGGGGAUAUUCGGCGCAGUAUUCGGCGUUGCGUCCGUCUGUGGGCCGCUCAUUGGAGGUGCCUUCACGACGAGAGUUACAUGGAGGUGGUGUUUCUGGAUAAAUCUCCCAAUCGGCGCCGUGGUGGCUACUAUCAUUCUUUUUAUCCUUACGACGCCUCCUAGCAAGAAUACGGACACAGUCAAAGAGCAAAUCAUGAAACUCGACCCCUACGGAAGCGCUGUCUUCUUGCCCGGCAUCGUUUGCCUGCUGUUGGCAUUACAAUGGGGCGGGACGAACUAUAGUUGGUCCAAUGCUCGAAUCAUCGUUCUCUUCAUCUUAGCCGGCAUCCUCUUUAGUAUCUUCGUGGCCAUUCAAUUCAAGUCUGGCGACCGAGCUACAGUGCCCAUCCGCAUAAUCAAACAGCGUAGUAUCGCUUCCGGUGCAUUCUUCUCCAUGGUAUCUCCCGGGUCAAUGAUGGUAAUCAUCUACUUCCUCCCUCUUUGGUUCCAAGCCGUCAAGGGUGUGACAGCCGAAAAGUCUGGAAUCGACACGCUCCCCUUGGUUCUCUCGCUCGUGGUAGCCAGCAUAUUGAGCGGUGCCAUAACCCAGAAAUCGGGAUAUUACGUUGGGCAGCUGAUUGCAUCUUCGAUUAUCUCGUCCAUUGGUGCCGGGCUCCUGACCACGUUACAACCUGAUAGCUCAUCAUCGAAGUGGAUCGGCUACCAAUUUAUCUAUGGUUUUGGCUUGGGGCUCGGUAUGCAGCAAGCCUCGAUGGCAGCCCAGGCCUGUCUUGAGGAUAAAGAUGUUAUGACCGGUGUGUCUCUAAUGUUCUUUAUGCAGGGCUUAGGAGGCGCCAUAUUUGUCGUCAUUGGACAAACAGUCUUCACGCAGUCGCUGGUCUCCAAUCUCGGCGAAAUUGGCAAUUUUACCGCCUCCCAAAUCAUCAAUACGGGUGCAACAGAGUUGAAAAAUUUAGUCCCUCCUCAAAUGAUGGAUGCUGUACUGUUGGCAUAUAAUACCGCGCUCACUGAUACGCUGAAAGUCGCCGUCGGCUUAUCAGCUGCAACAAUAAUUGCAGGAUUAACCAUGGAGUGGAAGAACCUGAAGAACAAGCGGCAAGGCGGAGCGGCAGGGGAACUUGAAGCAAAGCAGGCAGAAGAGGAGGCGGCGCAAGAGAAUGGGCUAGCAGAGGCGGUUCCAUUGGAUAAGGAGACCUCAUUAGAGAGUACUCCGAGAAACGCCACACCUACCACACCUGAGAAAAAACCGCUACAUUGA